AUGUCUUCGCCAUUCGUGUACACCCCUCAUCCGUCGUACAUGCUAACUCAGUACCUCGAUCCAGCAUACGGCCAGCAGCAGGCGUCCCCGUUCAUUCCUAGCGCAUCCCUCUACCCAACAUCCCCCUACGCCAAUUCGAAUGACCUACCCAACGAUCCCGGGACUCCCAACACUCCCAGGCGGGUCCACUUUGGUGAUGAAUUCGGCGACCCAUUCGGUACGCACGCGAGGCAGCGUCGGCCGUCGUGGUCUGGGCCGCCCCCGCACAGCAGCCCAGGCAUCGUACCCGUUGUAUUCCCCCCAUCUUCGCCCUUCACACCGACGUCUCCUUUCCUUGGGCCUCAACCCCAACCCCCCUACUACCAGCGUCGGCACUCUUACGGUGCUUAUGGGCAACAGCAGCCGAUAUGGGGCGCAAAUGUGCCGGCUUGGAGUCCCUACGCCAUGAGCCCUGGGCCGGGCAUGCUUCCGCCACAGUGGCAAGCCGUGCAGCCGACCGUUUUGCAGAUUCACCCUUGGCUCAACGGGGAAUCUCCUCGUGGAGACUUUAUAUUUGAUCUAUCGGCGGCAACGUAUGCGCCGCUACGUCUAGUUGGCCCAGGACAAAGUCAGCCUAUACCAUGGGAGGAUUUGAAGCAAUCGGCAACUCACCCGCCGAUUACUCGUCUGCUCAUUACUUGCGAUAUGAUCCCUCAGUGGCCGAUCAAGCUCGAGUUCAACCCGUACUUCGGUGCCGGUCCUAAUGGCGGACAUCUACCACCUCACGCCGCUCCGCCGAUUAGCGUGCACGACAUCCUAUUGCAGAUACACCAGUCCCUCAAUCAGAGGAUCUCCCACAUCGACUGGGCAAAGUUGUCGAUGGCUGAAGAGAAAGCUGUUUCGCGGGCGUACGCUCAUCGAUGUCGUCGGUCGGGUACUAUGGAGAUGAUUGAAAGGGGGAAUGGGAUCAAGCGCGUCGACUUUUUAUUGGACAAAGUGUUUUUCAAGGGGCUCGUGCGGACGGGCGAGAGUUGGGAAUCGAUGAAACUCAUCACUGGUUGA
Molecule: messenger RNA, 1041 nt
Organism: Pleurotus ostreatus (oyster mushroom)
Lineage: Eukaryota; Fungi; Basidiomycota; Agaricomycetes; Agaricales; Pleurotaceae
Exons: 1
Coding region: 1-1041 (346 amino acids)
Source: RefSeq, a predicted model, not a curated record